AUGUUUACGGUGGACAAGGCGGAGAUUUCCCUUCACCAUUUCCGCUUGCGCCAGUCCGAGGAGUCAUCCCGCGGACAUGACUUCAGGGGGGGCGGUGAUGGCAGCCGGGAUGACCAUCGCCGCCGGCAUUUUACGGAGGCUCCUGGCGGCCAGCCGGGAGCUAAGGGAGGCGCCAAGGGCGCCUAUGAUGACGAACUGAGUCGGCGUCGCUUCGAUGCCUCCGCACCAGGGCCGCAGUUCCAAAAGGGAACCGGGGAGUGGAGAGCGGGCGGCGGGGCUGGCGGGGAUUGGGAGGAGCGGCGUAACGGGGACGGGUGGAGGAACCGCGGCUACACAGAUAGGACCAGUGCAGGGUGGGGCGGUCAGUACGGCCAACAACAGCAGCAGCAGCAGCAGCAGCAGCAGCAAGGACAACAGCAACGCUUUGGGCGCGGGGGACACUACGAUGCGAGUCAGCAGCGGCAGCAGCAACAACAGCCUGCGAGCAACAACGCGGCAGGGAAUGGAGUCGCGGGGGCCCAAGGCAACCGCGGCAACAAUGUCGCCGACCGUGCUCUUUCUCCUAGGCACACCGCAGCCAAACGCGAUGUGGGAGGACCUGAGGGAGGAGGCAUCGCUGCGGCUCACCAGGUCACAGCAGCCGCCGCCGGCGGCGGCAACAACAGGUCGCGGCCGCAGCAACGCCACAUCUACACCGUGUUGGGCCGUAAUAUUCAGGACUUGGUGGUGCAGCUGUCGCCCACUGCCCAGGAGGUCCGGGCCAAGGAACAGGUACUGCAGCUCGUACGGCAGGCAGCACAGGCCGCCUUUCCAGAGUACCUGGGCGUCAUGCGUGUGGAGCCGUUUGGUAGCUACAUGUGCGGCCUGGGCACCAAGUCCUCCGACAUCGAUGUGGUGCUAGUGGGCCUUGCGGAGCCGUCCUCCUCCCUGGGCUUCUAUAGCAAGGGGGAGCGACCCAGGGUCGCCCGCCUCUUGGACCGGCUCACGCCGCACCUGCGCUCCAGGCUGCGGGUGACCAAGCUCAUCGCCGUACGUCACGCCCGGGUACCCAUCCUGAAGAUCACCACCUCCGCGGGCGUCUCUGUGGAUAUCUCCAUAGCGGGGUUGAGCGGGCCGCAGGCAGCGGAGUACAUCAGGCAGCAGGUGUCCUCGUUUCCUGCUCUGCGGCCGCUGGUUCUGGUCCUCAAGAGCUACAUGCGGGAGCUGGACCUGGCGGAGGUGGCCAAGGGAGGAAUUAGCAGCUACGGACUGACGUACAUGGUCAUGGCGCAUCUGAUGGGGCCUGGCUGGCGCGCCCGCGGACCCCGUACCAGUUCCCACUCCCGCUCCAUGUCUUCGUUUUUGUCCUUCUCUUACCCCUCACACCCCGAUGAGCAGGAGGAGUCCCGUCGCGGCUCUGACCCCACCGACGUGGGCGCGCUGCUGCAUUCGCUGAUGCGGCGCUACGGCCGCUCCUUCGACAUGGCCACCAUGGCUGUGUCCGUAGGACAUGGGGGCCUGGUGCCCAGAGGACAGCUGGUAUGCAGCAAUGCAGAGCACGCCGACCGUAUCGUCACCAUAGACCCCCUCACGGGCCGCAACAUUACGGAGGGCACCUUCCGCAGCGAUGAGGUGCUGGAUGCCUUUGCCCGCGCAGAUGCCUACCUGACUGCCUGGGCUGCGCGGCGGGACGAGGACGUGCCGCUGGACGCCGACAUCCUGGCGCCGCUGGUUUCCUCCAUACCAGACGAAGAUGACGAGCAGUACGUUCAGGAGUACGCGCCGCCGGCGAAUGGGGCCCAGCUGGGCAAGAGAGGCCGGUCGCAGGAGCUCGCAGGGGGGGGCGGGUAG
Molecule: messenger RNA, 1830 nt
Organism: Volvox carteri f. nagariensis
Lineage: Eukaryota; Viridiplantae; Chlorophyta; Chlorophyceae; Chlamydomonadales; Volvocaceae
Exons: 9
Coding region: 1-1830 (609 amino acids)
Biological process (GO): RNA 3'-end processing
Cellular component (GO): nucleolus; TRAMP complex
Molecular function (GO): poly(A) RNA polymerase activity; mRNA binding
Source: RefSeq, a predicted model, not a curated record